AAACAUUAUUUUCGUUUUAUCACGGGUCACCUGUAUUGAAGACUGUGAUGCUCUUCGUGUAAUAGGACGGAUUUACUAACAGAUAAAGCGAAAAUGUCGAGCAGAAGUAAUAACGAUUUGUUUCCGCCUUCGUUGUUUAAAUUUGACCAUUUGUCUGGUCCAGUGAAACAGCACCUGAAGAAUGUGUACAGUACUCUGUCGAUCGGGAUGCUCACGGCCUGUGUUGGAGCCUAUGUCCAUCUCUUUACCGGGAUCAUGCAGGCUGGCUUGCUGACGGCUCUUGGCUCGGUUGGCCUGAUGAUGUGGUUGAUGUUCACCAAACACAGUAAGGAGACGCAGCUCAAACGACUGGCCAUCUUCUCCGGAUUCACCUUCUUGUCUGGACUGUCUUUGGGCCCACUUCUUGACAUGGCGAUUCAGAUCGAGCCGUCCAUCAUCCCGUCAGCGUUGAUGGGGACGUCGGUCAUCUUCAUCAGCUUCUCCCUCGCAUCCAUCUACAGCAGCAAUGACCGGACCUUCCUCUACAUGGGAGGAGUCCUGCUGUCUGCUCUCUCGUGGAUGGUGCUUCUCACCUUUGCGAACAUCUUCUUCGGCUCACAGAUGAUCUACGAUAUCACACUGUACGGGGGACUGAUUCUGUUCUGUGCAUUCAUCCUCUUUGACACACAGCUCAUUAUCGAAAAACGUCUCCAUGGGGAUGAUGAUUACAUCUGGCACAGCGUUGACCUGUUCCUCGAUUUCAUUCAAGUUUUCCGCCGACUUGUCAUCAUCCUGUCAAACAAGGAAAGCAAGAAGAAUAAGAAAAACUGAAGACAUCGCUUCAACACUGGAUAAAGAAUUCAAAACAGACUGUUGUAAUGUGUGUCCUCUCUUAAAGAUUUCAAACAGACUGUUGUAAUGUCUUCAUUCGAACAGUAAACUCAGACUAUUGUAACAUUAUUGUCCUUGUAAAGAUUAAAAAAAUAAAUGGAUUCACAGUAAAUACAGAUUGUUGUAAUGUUGUCAAUUAAAGAAAACAAAGAUUAUUGAAUGUCCUCUCUAAAGGUUAAUUUCCUUCAAUGGAUUGUCUUGCCAAGAAGUAUACACAUUUGUAUAAUUUCUAUUAACCUAAUCAGAAUCCAUAUUUAAAAAAAUUAUUUAUAAAAUACUAUGUAUUCAGGAGAAGGUGGAAGGGGGAAAAAAAGUUGCAUUGUGUUGUGUGUAUUAUCAAUGUGUGGAUUGUUCUGUUAAAAAAAUUUAAAUUGCCUUUGAGUUCCAUUGUAAUUUUUAUUGAAAAUCCUUUUUUGCAGACCCCCAAUAGCAUUUUAUCUUAGUUUGAUUAAAUGUUUCUUUAGUCCAGAUGCACACCGUCUUUUUUUCCCUUCUAUAUACAGUAUAAAUGUAGUGAAGUUUUAUUUAGUUAUUUGUCUAAAAUUUUAUAUAAUAUAUAUUAACAAUAUGACAUGUAGUAUAUUUAUAGUUAACUACUAAUAACAAUUCAAGCUAAUGCCAUGUGAUUUAUAUUAUAUUCAUCUAUAAAAGCAUUUAAUUAUGUAAAUUGGAAAAAACAACAACCCAGCUUUUCAUACAUUUUCGUAAUUAAUGUUCAUGAUUUAAUUUUUUUUCAGUCGAUUCAUAAUCUUGAUAUUGAUUUAAGGCAAAUGUAUUGCAGGUAAAUGGAAUGAAAAACAAUAAUUUGGUUACUUUUAGAUUAGAUUGGCAUGUAAAUUGAAUUAAAUUAAAUUGCUUUUAGAUUGGUACGUAAAUUGAAUUAAAUUACUAGUAAAUUGUUUUUGACUUGACUGGCUUUUCAAAGUGGCAUCAGUUUUCAUGGUAUUUCCAUAUUUUCUUCUGUCACCAGUGUUCUGUGUUGUAGUUAGUGACACUGAAUAUGUGUUUUGCAUAGGCAUCUUUUUAUUUUAAGUUGAGUUGAUUUUGUUCUCAUUAUCAGGAGUGGGAAUUCUCCUGGGAUCAUCUCUCAUGGAACAUUGCGUUUCCUCGCAUUUUAUAAGCGACCUUUCCUCCAAAAUGGUUCAGAUGGCACUGAUUUUAACACAGGAUUUCAAGAAUUUCCUGGAACCCUCUAGAUUUCCUCUUUUUUACAGUUCAGCAAUUCCCACCUCUGCAUUAUUUCCUUUCUUUUUUCUUUUUUUUCUGAUGUAAUAUAUUUUAUUUAUUAAUGUCUUGUCCAUUUGGUCCAUGAACAUUGUAUUGUAAACCCAGAUUUAUUACUUACUUGCGAUGUCAAUUAAACUUGAAUUCAUAUUAAAUUUAAUUUCUUUUAUAAAGUACAUAAAUAAUAUUGUUUUAAAAUGCCCAACAAAAACAAACGGUUAGUUAACCAUUAUUUACUAUUAAUAUAUUGACAUCUUUUUCUUUUUUCUUAUUGAUUUGGUGCCAGGAAUGCUUUUGAGUUAAUACUUCUACAAUAAAGGAAAUAUAACUGCUGGAGAAUUUUUUUUGUGUUUGGUUAAUUCACUUUAGUAGAAACUAACACUUCCUAUGGAGGUAUAUUUACAUGUAUAUGGAUAGAGCUGUUCUUGGUAUGUUCUGCAAUGUUUAGUUAAUGUAUUGCCACAAAUUUCCACAAAAUAAUUGGUUCACAUUAUUAUUUACAUGAACAUUUGCUUCAGUAACAAUCUGCAGUCAGUAAAAUGUAUUCCAACACUAAGAAUAAAGCAUAUAUUUAUUGCUUUUUUUUUCAGCAGAUUGUAUCAAUUUUUUAUUUGUUGCCAUGUAAACAUGUUGUAUGCUAGUUACAUACAUUAUCUAAACUAAGAUUUGCAUCAUAAAACAGAUAACGUGAAAUUGUGUAUAUCAUUAUUGAAUGGGGAUUAAAUUUGAAUAUAUGCGUUAAUCGCAGGAAGGGAUUAAAUUAUAUUUAACCAUAUUUAUAAUUACUGGAAAGCGGGAAAUAGAAUUUUGUCAAAUCAGUUUUUCUCAACUGAUAAAUUAUCGUAAUUUAAAAAUAUUUUAAAAUGUCUUGUUAAAAAUAAUUUCCUGUUCUCUGUAUGGGUGUGUUGUAUAUUUGUUUAAUAAACAAUUUUGUGAUUA
Messenger RNA from Gigantopelta aegis, 3033 nucleotides. RefSeq names its product bax inhibitor 1-like. Gene Ontology annotation, molecular function: enzyme binding. The transcript is spliced from 8 exons. Gene Ontology annotation, cellular component: mitochondrial membrane. Gene Ontology annotation, biological process: negative regulation of RNA splicing; cellular response to unfolded protein; negative regulation of endoribonuclease activity. The record is from RefSeq and is a predicted model, not a curated record. NCBI's taxonomy places the organism in Eukaryota, Metazoa, Mollusca, Gastropoda, Neomphalida, Peltospiridae. Bases 94 to 810 code for a protein of 238 amino acids.